AUGAAAACCUUGUUCUUGUCAACUGUUUGUGCGCUGGUCGUUGUUCUUCUUGCUCGGGAUAAUUGGUCUCAUUACGGCGCAGUUGCGACCCACGGUAAGGAAACUCCGUUUUAACACUAUAACGCUAAUUUCUACAAAGUUUUUUUUUUUUUCAAAAUUUAAAUAAUCUCCUUUUGGACUGAUUAUCCACAAAAACGUGCAAAAAAAGGUCUAACAUUCCAGCUACACGUAUUGUAAGAUCCACAGCAUUGACCACACCAGUGUGAUUCAAAUGUGAAAAAAAAAAGGCUUGUUAGAAAAAUGUUCCAAUCACGGCUCCAAACAUAACAUCCUGUCAGGAAGUACUCUCAAAUAAAAAAACAAACAAACAAACAAGUAAAGAAAAAAAAAAAAACAAGGAAAACAAGCAAAAAGAGGAGACACUGAAAAGAAUGCAAUAGCUCCUUGGCAUACACCAGCAUUUUCCACAAAAUUCCAUAAAUUGGAGAUAUAAAGCUAGACUUCUCUAGAUUCCUAAACAAGAAAACGCCUUGAGAGUAUCUCCAUUCCUUUUGUAAUUGUGAAUGCACAUGAUACUAAAAAGAAUGUAUAACUCGAGACAUAUUUACAUACUUUUCAAUGGGCAAUUUUCGUUAUCAUGCCUUUCAGACGUGUGCGGACGUCAUGUGAAAUUUACUGCUGUCAUUAAGGGCUAUGCUCUUUAUGGUCACGUGAUUCAGAACCUUACGCUUCCGGUUGAUAUACAAGACCCCUGCAGGACUCAGUGUGUUAUGGAAAGUCGCUGCGUAGCAAUCAAUAUUGGUCCACACUUCGGCGAUCACAUAAUAUGUGAACUAAGUGAUUCAGACGGAACUGAAUACCCCCAAGAUCUCAAGCCUCGCAAUGAUUUUAUUUACAUUGGUACUGAG
This is a messenger RNA of Pocillopora meandrina, 908 nucleotides long. Lineage: Eukaryota; Metazoa; Cnidaria; Anthozoa; Scleractinia; Pocilloporidae. The record is from the annotation of a GenBank genome assembly.